This is a messenger RNA of Salvelinus namaycush (lake trout), 2650 nucleotides long. Its product is annotated as potassium voltage-gated channel subfamily G member 2-like. The transcript has 4 exons. Gene Ontology annotation, cellular component: voltage-gated potassium channel complex; membrane. Gene Ontology annotation, biological process: potassium ion transmembrane transport; protein homooligomerization. Gene Ontology annotation, molecular function: voltage-gated potassium channel activity. NCBI's taxonomy places the organism in Eukaryota, Metazoa, Chordata, Actinopteri, Salmoniformes, Salmonidae. The record is from RefSeq and is a predicted model, not a curated record. The coding region runs from base 536 to 2137 and encodes 533 amino acids.
GCCGCAACACCCAGUCAUUCACGCUGGGCUCUUCUCAAAUCCGCGGUGUCUUUUCCAACUGUUCUCUCGUGAGUCUAUUUUGUUGAAUUUGGACGGAUUCCUUUGCAAUUAUUGCAGUUCAUUCGACUUAAAACAAUCAAAGUAGUUUUCAGUAUUUUGAUUCUCCCCUUGAUCUUGCUAAUGCGGGUGCGCAGCAAGUUUACCGAACCUUCAAACUUGCUCCAUAUGAUUCGGAAGUAAAGCACGUGACGUUACCUGGGAUUGAGUGCACCUGGUAUAAAGUCAAUUACCAUGUUAGGAUAAUUUAUACGGAGGACGGAGUCGAUUGGAGCAUGUAUUUCAUGUUGACCAAUAUGCGCUUUCAUAACUGAUAUCGAAAUGUGGGGAAGUUCUCUGCCGAUGGACACAAGCCGAACACAGCGGAGACCAGCCCUGCUCCUGGAUGGGUGAGGUCCCUGCCAACCCAGUCGGCCAGUGAAACAUCCCCCCCCCACCCCUCUCUUCCCAACCAGGGUCCCCCAGAGGAGCAGCAGGGAUGUACCAGGAGGUGGCCUUCCUAGCGGGCAGCACGGAAAAAGAGUUUACGCCCUUCCACUUCCCCCUGGAGAACCAGCAGGAGGUGGUCACUAAGAAGGGUGUGUUCUUUAAACGGCAGCGACUGCUGCGGAGGCCCAAUGAGGCGCAGGAGGAGAACGACCAGUCAGCCGUCAUCAAUGUAGGCGGGAUCAGGUACCGUAUCCCCUGGUCCGUUCUGGAGGAGUUCCCUCUGACGCGGCUGGGCCGGCUGAGGAGCUGCAGCUCAUUGGACGAGAUCAUGAAGGUGUGUGACGACUACGACGACGGGCGCCAGGAGUUCUUCUUUGACCGCAGCCCAUCUGCGUUCCGCACCAUUGUGACGUUCCUGGCGGCAGGGCGGCUCCGACUGCUGAGGGAGAUGUGUGCCCUGUCCUUCCAGGAGGAGCUUGUCUACUGGGGCCUGGAGGACACCAGGCUGGAGUGGUGCUGCCUCAGGAAGCUACGCAUCAGACAGGAGGAGCUCAAGGAGCAGCUGAGGAUGGAGGAGGAGGAAGCAGAGCUCACCACCACCCUGACCCCCCAGAGCUGUGAGGAUGGGCUUGUGCACUCCGGGGCGGGGGGGGAGGAGGAGGAGAGCCGCAUGGCGGGGUGUAUGCGCAGGCUUCACGACAUGGUGGAGAACCCUCAAUCUGGACUUCCUGGGAAGAUCUUUGCCUUUCUGUCGGUGGUGUUUGUGGCCAUCACCGCGGUAACACUCUGCAUCAGUACCAUGCCUGACUUCAGGGAGGAGGAGGAGAGGGGUGAGUGUUCUCAGAGGUGCUACAAUAUCUUUGUCCUGGAGACGGUGUGUGUGGCCUGGUUCUCUCUGGAGUUCCUGCUGCGCUUCAUCCAGACGCCGAGUAAGUGUGUGUUCCUGAAGACGCCUCUCAACAUCAUCGACGUGGUGGCCAUCCUGCCCUACUACAUCACCCUGAUCGUAGACUCUCUGUCUGAGGGAGGGGAGAAGCCCAGCGGCGGGAACAACUACCUGGAGAAGGUGGGCCUGGUGCUGCGGGUACUCCGGGCCCUGAGGAUCUUCUACGUGAUGCGUCUGGCGCGCCACUCCCUGGGGCUGCAGACCUUAGGCCUGACGGUCCGACGCUGCACCCGUGAGUUCGGCCUGCUCCUCCUCUUCCUGUGUGUUGCCAUGGCACUUUUCUCCCCUCUGGUGUUCCUGGCGGAGAGCGAGAUGGGCGCCAAGUAUGACUUCACCAGCAUCCCUGGCACCUACUGGUGGGCGGUGAUCUCCAUGACAACGGUGGGGUACGGGGAUAUGGUGCCGCGGAGCAUCCCGGGUCAGGUGGUGGCGCUCAGUAGCAUCCUCAGUGGGAUCCUCCUGAUGGCGUUCCCCGUCACCUCCAUCUUCCACACAUUCUCUCGGUCCUACCUGGAGCUGAAGGAGGAGCAGAACAGAACGCUGAGACAGAAACCAGACUUCCAGGACUCCACCAAGUCUCAGAACAGCGAGGACUCGGCCGAGACCGACAGUUAUCAUGGCAUCACUGAGGCCGCCGCCUCCGCAUUACGCAAGAAGUCCAUCGCCAUUGCGUCACAGAGGAGGGCCAUGCAGACUCAAGACUGAGUGUGUGUGUGCAAUGUGAGAGCCUGAGGUUGUGCAGUGCUCUACUAAAGCUAGAGGACUACUAAAGCUAGAGGACUCUAAACAGGGAUUGGAUGUUUUUCUCGAGCUUAAGAAGAAAAGGAGCUCCGACGUUUGUGAUCCUCAUAGCUCUGUCCAUCAGACGUCAAUAGAGUUUCUAAGAUUUUAUAAGACAGCUGCAAAAGUAUUUUUGCUGACAUUAUUGGUGAAGAGCUGACCAGAAGAUAAAAAGACAAGUUCUCUGUGGUCAAAGGACAUUUCACCCAGGAGAAGAGCCCUACAACACAACAUGGGGAGAAAGCUUCUCUCUCACAAAUAUUCAGUAUGGUAAAGAUAUUAUUUUAGAGGAAAAACACCUUUCAUUCAAAUAUUAUAAUGUUGGUAUAUAUUUAGGAUAAGAAAGAUUGCAAUAAGAAAGAUUGACUAUAAACACAUUUUACAGAUUUCUGAAUGCUUAGUUUGCUUCUAUCUAGACUCAGGAUCUGCAUAUUUUAA